GACAUGUGGCGUUCAGGGUCAGCACGGAUUCUCGAGUAGCUGCGUCUACGCCUUCCCUUUACGUAAUGACGUAGAUUACGUCACUACGUCUUGGACGAGCCGAAAAUGGCGGAGUAUCUAGCAUCCAUUUUCGGCACAGAGAAAGACAAGGUCAACUGCUCCUUCUAUUUUAAAAUUGGCGCUUGCAGACAUGGAGACCGCUGCUCGAGAUUGCACAACAAACCAACCUUCAGCCAGACCAUCUUGAUCCAGAACAUCUACCGUAAUCCUCAGAACAGCGCACAGACGGCCGACUCUUCUCGCUGUGCUGUCAGCGAUGUGGAAAUGCAGGAGCACUAUGACGAGUUCUUCGAGGAGGUGUUCGCAGAGAUGGAGGAGAAGUACGGAGAGGUGGAGGAGAUGAACGUGUGCGACAACUUGGGCGACCACCUCGUCGGAAAUGUCUACGUUAAGUUUCGCAGAGAGGAGGACGCAGAGAAAGCUGUCAUGGACCUGAACAAUCGUUGGUUCAACGCCCAGGCCGUCCACUCAGAGCUCUCCCCCGUCACCGACUUCAGGGAAGCCUGCUGCCGCCAGUACGAGAUGGGGGAGUGUACCAGAGGAGGCUUCUGCAACUUCAUGCACCUGAAACCCAUAUCGCGGGAACUUCGGCGGGAGUUGUACGGCCGCCGCAGGAAAGGGCCUGACCCUGGCGCGCGCCCCAGGGAACGGCGCUCCCGAUCCAAGGACCGGCGGCGGGACCGCGAGAGGCCGAGAAGGUCGAGGGACCGAGAGCGCUCCGGACGAUUCUGAAAGAAGCCGAGACCGACCCCAUGUCCUCCCAAAUCCCCAUCCCCCCUCUCUCAUCCGCAGCAGUGAUGACAAAGUUAUUUUUUCUUUAUUGGUGAAUUGUUGGAAGUGUUUUCUUUCUCUGUUUUCUUUUAUUCCCUUUUUUAAGACAAGUUCAUGUCACUUUCUCAAUAAAACAGAUUUGUAAUUCUGCACUUGCA
Messenger RNA from Gymnodraco acuticeps, 989 nucleotides. RefSeq names its product splicing factor U2AF 35 kDa subunit-like. Gene Ontology annotation, biological process: mRNA splicing, via spliceosome. Gene Ontology annotation, cellular component: U2AF complex; spliceosomal complex. Lineage: Eukaryota; Metazoa; Chordata; Actinopteri; Perciformes; Bathydraconidae. Gene Ontology annotation, molecular function: metal ion binding; pre-mRNA 3'-splice site binding. The coding region runs from base 106 to 792 and encodes 228 amino acids. The transcript has 8 exons. The record is from RefSeq and is a predicted model, not a curated record.